CUCGUGGGGGGAAAACAAGCACACUUCGUCCUCAGAAGCUAGGCUGCUAACAAACCGAUCAAAAUGCGUUGUAUUGCGUAUUUAAUGUCCAUCAUCGGGCUAACCUUUGCCAGUGAGGUGAUCGACUUAACGGAGAAUUUUGAAGAUGUCAUAGACGACCAUGAACUUAUUCUCGUGGAAUUUUUCGCACCAUGGUGUGGCCAUUGUAAAAAGUUAGCUCCAGAAUAUGACAUAGCCUCAGACAUGCUUCAGCAAAAUGACCCCCCAGUGCCCUUAGCUAAGGUUGACUGCACAGCAGAGGGUGGGAAGGAUGUCUGCAGUAAACAUGGAGUCAGUGGCUACCCAACACUGAAGAUAUUCAGAGAUGGAGAGUUUGCAGAAGACUACAAUGGCCCCAGGGAUGCUGAGGGAAUCGUCAAAGUGAUGAAGUCCAAGGCUGGUCCGAGUGCCAGACUGCUGGAAUCUGUGGAAGAUGCCAAGAAAUUUUUGGAAUCUGAUGAGUAUGGAAUUAUUGGUUUCUUUAAGGACGCUGAAAGUGAACUUGCCACAACAUUUAAGACAGCUGAUUCACUCAGUACAGAUUACAACUUUGCCAUCACAACGGAUAAAAAAGUUAUGGACAAAUAUGGAUAUUCAGAUGAAAUUGUACUUUUCCAGCCUAAAAUUUAUCACAACAAGUUUGAGGACGCAGAACAGAAAUACACAGAUGGUGCUAAACUGAGUAAACUGAAGAAUUGGAUCUCAUCUUCUGUGGUGGGCCUGUGUGGAUUCAGAACUCCGGGUAAUGCAGAGAAUUUCAAAAAGCCCUUAGUGACCAUCUACUUUGAUGUGAACUUCAAACUGAACCCCAAAGGUUCCAACUAUUGGAGAAACAGGGCUAUGAAAGUGGGAAAGAAACUGAGGGAAGCUGGAAAAACUGUCUACUUCAGCGUCUCUAAUGUAGAUUCUUUCUCCCACGAGCUGGCUGAGUUUGGAUUGAAAGCUGCCGACCAACCAGUGGUUGCUAUCAGGGACGAGAAGGAUCAAAAAUUUCCCAUGAAAGAGAAACUUUCACUGGACACCUUAGAAGCUUUUGUUAAUGAUUUCCUGGAUGGAAAAUUGAAACCUUACUUGAAAUCUGAGCCUGUACCAGAGUCAAAUGACGAGCCAGUCAAGGUGGUUGUAGCAGAAAAUUUUGAUGAGAUCGUCAAUGAUGAAAACAAAGAUGUUUUGAUAGAAUUUUACGCUCCUUGGUGUGGACAUUGCAAAUCUUUAGCUCCAAAAUAUGACGAGUUAGCGGAAAAGCUCAAGGAUGAGCCAGAAAUUACUAUUGCUAAGAUGGAUGCCACAGCAAAUGAUGUUCCUAAACAGUAUGAAGUGAGAGGCUUCCCCACCAUUUAUUAUGCUCCUAAAGGAAAUAAAAAUAGCCCCCAAACCUACCAGGGUGGACGCGAGGUGGAUGAUUUCCUUAAAUUUUUGGCUAAGGAAGCAACAAAUGAACUGAAAGGGUACAACAGAUCUGGAAAGUCGAAAGGCGGCAAGAAGAAAAAGAAGACAGAAUUAUAAAUUGUAUUUAUGUAAAAAAAAAAAAAAAUUAAUAAAUUUGUACAAACUGUAGGAGAAUUUGUGUAUGGACCAUUCGCUUCUGUAAUACUGCCUUCAGUCGGAAAACGGAACACUUUUUGAAUGCCUCAAAUUUCUUUGUAAAAUUCAAUCGUGUCCACUGGUAUUUGUCUGGCAUUAAGUACUGAGUUAGCAUUUCUGUACAGAUUAAAAACGCGAAAAAAUUGUUUUUAACAACUGCAGUGCACUCAGAAAUGAGUGCUGUUGAUUCUUUAAGAUUAAUUUUUUUAAAAGUUUAGCAGUACAGAUUUUCACAUUUCUGUGUUUUGUUAACUUCAGUCUGUCUUUUUAGGCAAGACAAAAUUCUGGAGGAUUGUAUUUUGUUCAGAAGGAAAUGGACAAUCCUCCACCAUUCCGAGCUUAUAGAAAUUGUUAAUGAUCACUGAUGCAGUGAGGUGUAAAUAUCGUUGGUUUUCUAGUGUUCGUCGUCAUUGUUUUGCUAUUUCAUGCAAGGUCCUGAACUGUUUUAAUUAAGCGGUCAUCUUUUGUUUUUUUUUUCUCGUUUUACUUUGUGAAGUAGCCCAGGAAGGCUGCUGAAAAGGCAAAACUAAAGCUUACGGCUCGAGUAAAUGGUGCGUGGAUGAUAGAGGGAAAGGGUGACAUUUGUUUUUUUUUGCGAUCUUAAUAUAUUCAUCUCUGAAGCAUUCUCAUCUUUUGGGUUUUUUUUUUUUUUUUUGACUCGAAAGACUAAAAAAGAAAAUAAAACCAAACAGUGAACAAUUUGUCAGACAAGUGUUCGUGUUGGUUUUCUCAUGACUUUAUAUGCUCGAUAUAUACGUACAAAGGACGGCCUUUUUUUUUCUCAGUAUUGUCUGAAGUAUGCUGCUAAUAUGGAAUUAAAGUUAAGUGGAGUUUGGAAAACCUAUUCAUAGGCUGGCCUACAGAAUAGUGCCAUUCGAAAUUUGUGACCAUUUCUAAUGAUUCGGUGUGAUUCAAGGUUUUUCAGAUAUCUUAAGAACAAACAAUUUAAAAUAUAUGGAAAGGUAAUUAAUAAAUUUUGGUAUUAGUGAAUUAAUACAAAUAUAUUGGAUAAAAUUGAUAAAUUCAGCUAUAAACUUCGAAAAACAGUGAAAAGGUAAACCUCUUCCCAAUAGUGGAAACCCACGUGAAACUCGGCCUCGAUCUGAGAUUAGACUUGGCAUCCCAGGUAAGAUCAAGGUUGAGUAUCGUGUGGGUAUCUGCAGCGAAGGUGACGUUUUUUCGAAGUUUUUAGUUAAUCAAUUUUGUGCAAAAUGCUUUUGUUUAUGCAUUAAUUUUUUUGCAUAUACCGGUACUUCAAAUUCUUUGUUCAUAGUAAGUUUCAUGAGGAAGUCUUCUGAAUUAUUGUAAAUCAGAAAAUGUUAAACUCUGAACGGCCUUGGACAGCUUCAGCUCAAUGUCCAACAAGUUGAUAAAAUUAUUCAACUUUUUCAACUGCCUCUGCAAACCAGUAUUUUGAAACCUGAGAGAUAUGGGGUGCAUCUUCAGUGACAAAAACUCAUUUUAGGAUCAUG
This is a messenger RNA of Liolophura sinensis, 3095 nucleotides long. Its product is annotated as protein disulfide-isomerase A3-like. Gene Ontology annotation, cellular component: endoplasmic reticulum. Gene Ontology annotation, molecular function: protein disulfide isomerase activity. NCBI's taxonomy places the organism in Eukaryota, Metazoa, Mollusca, Polyplacophora, Chitonida, Chitonidae. The record is from RefSeq and is a predicted model, not a curated record. Gene Ontology annotation, biological process: protein folding; response to endoplasmic reticulum stress.